Owenia fusiformis is the source of this 824-nucleotide messenger RNA. NCBI's taxonomy places the organism in Eukaryota, Metazoa, Annelida, Polychaeta, Sabellida, Oweniidae. The record is from the annotation of a GenBank genome assembly.
GAUCCAUACUGGAGAGAAACCAUACAAGUGUGACAUUUGUUCAAAAACUUUCCGACAAGGAGGAACUAUGAAUAGACAUAAAAAGGUUCACUUCAGAUAAAGGGUGGAUAAUGCACGAUACCAACCACACAAACUAUCACUCCACCUAUGGCUACAAUAACGCUGCAUUGAAGUCUGCAAUUAAACAUAAUACAACAGUUACAUUAACACAACCUUCUCAUACAAGAACCAACAGGCCAAAUGAGGAUUUAAGAUGUCAUUUGUGUUUGAAAACAUUUGGUAAAAGGCAGCAUUUGGGUUACCAUAUGAAUAUUCAUACUGGCGAGAAGCCUUAUAAAUGUGAUAAGUGUAGCGCAGCAUUCCAUCAGCCAGGACAUCUGCAUUAUCAUAAGAAGAAAAACCACUUACAGUCAAUAGAACAGUAUAUAUGAUAUAUAUAUAUAUCAUUAGCGGAUCUAGACGGGGGCGUUGGGGGUGCACACUCAGAAUUUUAACUGGAAAUAGAUGGUCAUUGAUCAUCAAUAAUGUAUUGCAUACAUUGAAAUCAGACCCGGGAAUCAAGUAGACGAGUAGAUCAAUGACAGUAGUGUUUCAGUCAGGCCACGUAGAAUGUCAGGGUAUAUAAAAUUAUGUUUCAAAUUAGAUUACCAUAAAAAUCAUUGAGCAAACAGCUUGAUUUCAUUUUUUGACAUGCUCAUAAAGAUUUUAUCAUUAAAUAUCACUCAAGAUUGUGGUGCCUUAAACUUGUUUUUUCUGAAAAAAUAAUGCACUGAAAUACUUUAAUAUAGAAAUCAAAUAUGUUAUCAGAAAGAGGAAACUUUUAG